Medicago truncatula (barrel medic) is the source of this 892-nucleotide messenger RNA. Its product is annotated as probable LRR receptor-like serine/threonine-protein kinase At3g47570. Gene Ontology annotation, molecular function: protein kinase activity; ATP binding. Gene Ontology annotation, cellular component: membrane. The annotation marks the transcript as partial. Gene Ontology annotation, biological process: protein phosphorylation. Lineage: Eukaryota; Viridiplantae; Streptophyta; Magnoliopsida; Fabales; Fabaceae. The record is from RefSeq and is a predicted model, not a curated record. The transcript is spliced from 2 exons.
GCCUUUGGCUCUGUAUAUCGGGGGAAUCUCCGCAAUGAUGAGAUGAUUGCGGUUAAAGUAAUUGAUUUGCAGUCAGAGGCAAAAGCAAAGAGCUUUGAUGUAGAAUGCAAUGCAACGAGAAAUCUACGACAUCGAAAUCUUGUUAAGAUUAUUUGUAGUUGUUCAAAUCUCGAUUUCAAAUCAUUGGUGAUGGAGUUCAUGUCAAAUGGAAGUGUGGACAAAUGGUUAUAUUUAAAUAAUUGUUGUUUGAGUUUCUUGCAAAGGUUGAAUAUAAUGAUAGAUGUUGCAUCUGCAUUGGAAUAUCUCCAUCAUGGUUCUUCAAUACCUGUGGUUCAUUGCGAUCUAAAGCCUUCUAAUGUCAUGUUGGAUAAAAAUAUGGUUGCACAUGUUAGUGAUUUUGGUAUUGCCAAGCUCAUCGAUGAAGGCCGAUCUAAAUGCCAUACACAAACUUUUCCUACUAUUGGAUACAUUGCACCAGAGUAUGGAUCUAAAGGAAUUGUUUCUGUGAAAGGAGAUGUGUACAGCUAUGGGAUUAUGCUAAUGGAAAUCUUCACAAGAAAAAAGCCAACAGAUGAUAUGUUUGUUGCAGAACUAAACUUGAAGACAUGGAUCAAUGGAUCAUUGCCUAAUUCAAUUAUGGAGGUCUUGGAUUCAAAUUUAGUCCAACAAAUUGGGGAACAAAUUGAUGACAUAUUGACUCACAUAUCAUCUAUUUUUGGUUUAGCCCUCAGUUGUUGUGAAGAUUUACCUAAAGCAAGAAUUAAUAUGGCAGAUGUUAUUAAGUCGCUAAUCAAAAUCAAGACUUUGGUUCUUAGAGCAAACAGGGUAUAGUUAUUUUCAUUUGUACAAUUGGAGUUUUCGUGUGUUGGAAUCCAUUUUUAAGUGGUUAUCU